Molecule: messenger RNA, 183 nt
Organism: Aspergillus fumigatus Af293
Lineage: Eukaryota; Fungi; Ascomycota; Eurotiomycetes; Eurotiales; Aspergillaceae
Source: RefSeq, a predicted model, not a curated record
AUGAUUAUGCUUCUCGACGCUGGGCGCUUACGGCUAUUCAGGAGCAUCAAAUCAUCAAUUGAACUGCAUCCCUCGUCUCCAUCACUUCCUUGGCAACUGUCCACUCCCAUCCACGACGGUAAUUAUUCCCCCCUUUACCGUGAGUUUCCAGUUUCCCAAUCUCUGUGCUCAUCUCCGAUGUAG